UAUGCCGAUCCAGUUGCCGAUUUAUUAGAUAAAUGGGGUGUCUUUAGAGCCCGUUUAUUCCGUGAAUCUUGUGUGUUUUAUAGAGGAAAUUAUGUGAAAGACUUAAACAAAUUGGGCCGUGCAUUACAUAAAGUCGUAAUUAUUGAUAAUUCACCUGCAUCAUACAUUUUUCAUCCAGAUAAUGCUGUUCCUGUUAAUUCAUGGUUUGAUGAUAUGACUGAUAAAGAACUGUUGCAUUUAAUUCCAUUUUUUGAAAAACUUAGCAAAAUGGAAAAUGUUUAUCCAGUUAUUUGCAACAUAAAUCAUAUGGCAAAUGCUGCUGCUGCUGCUAUAGCAGUACAAUCUCAACACAUCAGUAGCGACAAUGUUUUAUAGCAUCAAUUUCUAAGUACAAUUUAUUUGUGCCAAUGGUAAUUAUUCUAAUCUACCAUGUUAAACAAAAGUAAUAAUAAUCAUAAUGUAACAAUUGUUUUAUGUAUACAAAGAUAAAACUUAAAUAUUUACCUAAUUUU
This is a messenger RNA of Diuraphis noxia (Russian wheat aphid), 512 nucleotides long. It is a transcript of the gene hzg, whose product is annotated as CTD small phosphatase herzog. The record is from RefSeq and is a predicted model, not a curated record. NCBI's taxonomy places the organism in Eukaryota, Metazoa, Arthropoda, Insecta, Hemiptera, Aphididae. Gene Ontology annotation, molecular function: RNA polymerase II CTD heptapeptide repeat phosphatase activity.